Messenger RNA from Rosa chinensis, 595 nucleotides. Its product is annotated as 60S acidic ribosomal protein P1. Lineage: Eukaryota; Viridiplantae; Streptophyta; Magnoliopsida; Rosales; Rosaceae. The transcript has 3 exons. The record is from RefSeq and is a predicted model, not a curated record. The coding region runs from base 94 to 426 and encodes 110 amino acids. Gene Ontology annotation, molecular function: structural constituent of ribosome; ribonucleoprotein complex binding; protein kinase activator activity. Gene Ontology annotation, cellular component: ribosome; cytosolic large ribosomal subunit. Gene Ontology annotation, biological process: cytoplasmic translation; translational elongation.
UUACAAAACGGUUACAACGCUGCGCCUCAUCCCUCCUCCUCCGCAUUGUUCUUCGGUUUUUAUAAUUUGUGAAAUCCAAUCUUGUGUGAAACCAUGUCUACCGGUGAAGUUGCUUGCGCCUACGCCGCCAUGAUUCUUCAUGACGAGGGCAUCCCAAUCACUGCUGAGAAGAUUGCUACUUUGAUCAAAUCUGCAAAUGUUAACGUGGAAGCAUACUGGCCCAACCUCUUUGCCAAUCUUGCGGAGCAGAAGGAUCUUGGUGGCCUUACAAUGAAUGUUGGAUGUGGUGGUGGUGGUGCAGCUCCGGUAGCUAUGGCUGCUCCGGCUGCCGCCGCCACUGCUGCUCCUCCUGCAGCCGAGGAGAAGAAGGAUGAGCCAGAGGAAGAAAGUGAUGAUGACCUGGGUAUCAGCUUGUUCGAUGACUAGAAAAUAAACAUGGAUGCUCAUACUUGUUGUCUUCUUGGUUUCAGCCAAUUUUAGGACCAAUUGAUGUUCAAUUACUGCUCUAAAAGUUUACAACUUUACCUACUCUGUAGUACAUCUAUCUCAUUUAACUUGUUGAAUAAUACGAAGUCUUUCUACCCAUCUUUAAUUA